This is a messenger RNA of Limanda limanda (common dab), 333 nucleotides long. RefSeq names its product cocaine- and amphetamine-regulated transcript-like (gene cartl). The transcript is spliced from 3 exons. Bases 1 to 333 code for a protein of 110 amino acids. Gene Ontology annotation, molecular function: neuropeptide hormone activity. The record is from RefSeq and is a predicted model, not a curated record. NCBI's taxonomy places the organism in Eukaryota, Metazoa, Chordata, Actinopteri, Pleuronectiformes, Pleuronectidae. Gene Ontology annotation, biological process: negative regulation of appetite; cellular response to starvation; adult feeding behavior.
AUGGACCGCUCGGGGACGCUCCGCUGGCUGCUCCUCUUCUUCUUCUUCAGCCUCACGUGCAGCCCGGGUCACGCUCAGGCGUCUCAGGAAGUGUCGGCGGAGGAUUUGGAUUUUCAGAAACCUGAAGCGGCUGCAGACAGAGACCUGGUGGAAGCUCUGGAGACGCUGCUGGGCCGGAUGCACGCUCGACUUUCCUCCACAGAGAAACGAGGGAUCAUCCCUCUGUGCGGGAUGGGAGACCGAUGUGCGAUGAGGUUUGGGCCUCGCAUCGGGAAACUCUGCGACUGUGGACGAGGAGCCAACUGUAACUCCUACCUGCUCAAGUGCAUCUGA